CCCAAGAAGAAGCAGAAGAGCUACACCGUCCGCGAGAAGCGCGAAGCGCUCCAACUUGCUCGGGGCACUGUCCAUGGCUGGUGGAAGCAAGCUGAAAAGCUUUUUAGCUUCACUGGCCACUCCACCUCUAAGUCCCGGAAGGGCCAGGGCCGCAGGGAAGUAUUUCCCGACAUUCUUGCGGUCGUCACCUUCAUGAAGGACGUGCGGCGCGAAGAGAAGGUAAGUUUGCAUGGUUUUACCUCCCAGAAGCCACAAACGGCAAAGAAUAGCACCGAGGAGCUCGAGCAAACGCGCGCCGAGUUCGCGCUGGACUUCUGGAAGACGCACGCCGCGUACGGGCCGGAGGGCAUGUACAACGUGGACGAGACUGCCAUCAAUUUUGACAUGCCUCCGGCUCGGAUGUGGGCGGGUAGAGGUCGGCGGGACGCUGCGAGGAUUGCGAACACGUCCAAGCACACCGGCCGCAUGACGGCUGUGCUCACGAUUCGAGCUGACGGGAAAAAGCUGCCGAUUCUGUUUGUUCUGCGUGACAAGCUGGGCGGUCGAAUCGACACAAGCAAGUUCGAAGAGUAUCCGGAAGGACACUUCUACACCGUC
This is a messenger RNA of Phytophthora sojae, 597 nucleotides long. RefSeq lists its product as hypothetical. The annotation marks the transcript as partial. The transcript has 4 exons. Lineage: Eukaryota; Oomycota; Peronosporomycetes; Peronosporales; Peronosporaceae. The record is from RefSeq and is a predicted model, not a curated record.